AUGCCCCGUCGUCUCCCACUCGCCUUGCUCCCACUUCACACCAAGGCCAUGCCUCGCCUCUCCUCCACCACGCCCAUGUCGCCACUCCGCCUCCGCCUCCGCGCCCGCCACUCCUCCUCCACCUCCCAUUCCUCACGCAGCUGGGAGCCCCACACCGCCUUCGCCGCCGCCACGGAGCGUGCGCGCUCUGGCAACCUCACCCCGGAGGACGCACACCACCUGUUCGAUGAAUUGCUGCGGCAGGCCAAUCCUGUCCAGGAGCGCCCGCUCAACAACCUUCUUGCCGCCCUCGCCCGCGCUCCGGCGUCCGCGGCGUGCAGUGAUGGCCUUGCACUCGCAGUCAACCUCUUCAGCCGCAUAUCCCAAGGCGCCCGCUGUGUGGCGCACCCAACGGCCUGCACCUACGGCAUCCUCAUGGACUGUUGCUGCCGCGCACACCGCCUCGAUCUGGCGUUUGCUUUCUUCGGCCGUCUCCUCAGGACGGGACUUAAGGCAGGCGUCAUUCAAGUUUGCACUCUUCUCAAGGGCCUCUGCCACGCAAAGCGCACAGAUGAGGCUCUCAACGUGCUGCUUCACAGGAUGACUGAGCUGGGCUGCACCCCUGACGUGGUGGCGUAUAACACGGUCAUCCAUGGCUUCUUCAAGGAAGGCCAAGUAGGCAAGGCGUGCAGCCUGUUCCAUGAAAUGGCGCAGCAGGGCGUUGCGCCUAAUUUGAUGACAUAUACCUCGGUUAUUGAUGCGCUGUGCAAGGCCAAAGCAAUGGACAAGGCAGAGUAUUUCCUUCGUCAGAUGGUUGAUAAUGGUGUCGUACCUGAUAAUGUCACAUAUAAUAGCCUCAUCCAUGGAUAUUCCUCUUCAGGCCAUUGGAAGGAGGCAGUUAGGGUAUCCAAAGAGAUGACAAGUCGGAGGGUUACAGCAGAUGUGCAUACUUACAACAUGUUUAUGACCUUUCUUUGCAAACAUUGAAGAAGCAAAGAAGCUGCAGGAAUUUUUGAUACCAUGGCUAUGAAGGGCCUGAAACCUGACAACGUUUCAUAUGCUAUUCUCCUUCAUGGGUAUGCCACCGAAGGAUGCUUAGUUGAUAUGAUUAAUCUCUUCAAUUCAAUGGAAAGAAACUGUAUUCUACCUGACUGUUGUAUCUUCAACAUACUGAUUAAUGCAUAUGCUAAAUCUGGGAAGCUUGAUAA
Triticum aestivum (bread wheat) is the source of this 1187-nucleotide messenger RNA. Its product is annotated as protein Rf1, mitochondrial. Lineage: Eukaryota; Viridiplantae; Streptophyta; Magnoliopsida; Poales; Poaceae. The record is from RefSeq and is a predicted model, not a curated record. Bases 1 to 966 code for a protein of 321 amino acids. The transcript has a single exon. Gene Ontology annotation, molecular function: protein binding.